This is a messenger RNA of Labrus bergylta (ballan wrasse), 822 nucleotides long. It is a transcript of the gene med20, whose product is annotated as mediator complex subunit 20. Gene Ontology annotation, molecular function: transcription coactivator activity. Gene Ontology annotation, biological process: regulation of transcription by RNA polymerase II. Gene Ontology annotation, cellular component: mediator complex. NCBI's taxonomy places the organism in Eukaryota, Metazoa, Chordata, Actinopteri, Labriformes, Labridae. The record is from RefSeq and is a predicted model, not a curated record.
CCUAAGAAACCAUUUUUAAUAUUUUCCGGAAGAAGACUUCUGACCCGGAAGUAGUCGACCAAAAGUGAACGAAACAAUUGGACGCUAAGUAUCGAUGGGUGUCACUUGUGUGUGCCAGGUGCCUGUGGCAGAGGGGAAGAGUGUGCAGCAGACAGUGGACAUCCUCCAUAAGAAGCUGGAACAGCUGGCUGCUGUGAAGCAGGGCAGCUUCUGUGUAGACUGUGAGACCUACCAUGCAACAGGAAAUGUCAGCGGUCAGCCCACCAAGCUCCUGUACGUGAUGCACAACUCUGAAACUCCCCUGAGCUGCAUGGCUCUGUUCGAAGGUGGACCCUGUGUGAUAGCUGAUGCAAACUUCGAUGUUCUGAUGGUGAAACUAAAGAGUCACUUCCAAAACGCCAAGGGGCACAAGGUGGAGUGUCGUGGUUCUAGAUAUCGCUACUGUGACUUCCUGAUUAAAGUUGGUACGGUGACGAUGAGCUCCAGUGCCAGAGGGAUAUCAGUAGAGGUGGAGUACUGUCCCUGCGUGGUUCCUGGGGACUGCUGGAAUUUAAUAAGGGAGUUCAUGGCAUCCUUUCUUGGCUCCAGUGUCCCUGAACUGCCGUCUGUGUUUGCUGCCAAACCUGAAGGGCUCUUUGCACCAGCAGACUGUGUUGACACCAUGACGCAGUACCUGGAGCUGUUCAACAAGCUGCGUAAAAUGCAAAUCCAAGGAAGUAAUGUGCGUUGACUUGUUUGUAGCAAUUAAGUAAUCUAUUUUUUUUUACGUUUGUGUUGAUGUUGUAAUAAAUGUUUUCCCCAUGGAGCAGCAUGGGAACAGAA